AUGGUGGAUGACAGGUGGGUUUGGUUACUUGAUAGUUUGGAAGAGUAUUUUGUUGCUUCAUCCCAUUCUUUGGUUGAUGGGCACUUGUUACAGACCUCCUCGAUCGCUUCUAGAUGGGUAAAUCUUGUUCCCAUUAAAGUGAAUGUAUUUUCUUGGAAGUUGGUUUUAAACAGAUUUCCUACUCGCUUUACCCUUUCCAAGCGAGGUUUGGAUAUUCCUAGCUUGUGUUGCCCUAUUUGUAACAUUGAAGUGGAAUCGGUAAACCAUUUGUUCUUUCCUUGUUUGUUAGCGGUGGCUCUUUUGGAGAAGACGAUGGGUUGA
Molecule: messenger RNA, 321 nt
Organism: Lactuca virosa
Lineage: Eukaryota; Viridiplantae; Streptophyta; Magnoliopsida; Asterales; Asteraceae
Source: the annotation of a GenBank genome assembly